AUGCCGAAAGGAAACAGAGUCGCUUACUUCUACGAUGAUGUGCUUGGAAAGGUGUACUAUGCGCCAAAGCACCCAAUGAAACCACCACGGCUGAUGAUGUGUCAACAUCUGGUGGUUGCUUAUGGCCUGCACAAGAAGAUGGAUGUGUUUAAACCACGGGAAGCGACACCAACAGAACUCUGCAGGUUCCAUUCAGAGGACUACAUUGACUUCAUGUCUACGGUGACACCAGACAAUGUUGAGGAAAUGGCUUUGGAGGCACAAAAGUAUGGACUGGAUAGUGACUGCCCAGCAUUUGAGGAUCUUGCCACCUUUUGCAAUACGUACACGGGAGCCUCAAUAGAGGGAGCUCAAUUCUUGAACAGCGGGGCAUACGACAUUGCGAUCAAUUGGUCUGGCGGAUUGCAUCAUGCCAAAAAAUCCUGUGCAUCAGGUUUCUGCUACAUCAACGACCUGGUGUUGGCGAUAUUGGAACUCUUGAAGUGUCACAGCAGGGUACUGUAUGUUGACAUUGACGUGCAUCACGGUGAUGGGGUUGAAGAGGCCUUCUACUUGACGGACCGGGUAAUGACGGUGAGCUUCCACAAGUAUGGUGACAACUUCUUUCCCGGAACAGGUGACAUCAAGGACGUGGGGGAGAAGAACGGGCGCUUCUACAGUGUCAACGUGCCCCUCCGCGACGGCACAGAUGAUGUGACCUUUUGCGAGCUGUUCAAGCAAGUCAUGAGCCGCGUGAUGGAGGUCUUCAAGCCGGGGGCCAUCGUCCUCCAAUGCGGAGCCGACUCGCUCGCUCACGACAGGCUGGGCUGCUUCAACCUGUCCCUUAAGGGCCACGCCGAGGCCGUGAAGUUCAUGAAGAACUUCGGCGUGCCGAUGCUGGUCACGGGCGGCGGCGGCUACACGAAGGCCAACGUGUCCCGAUGCUGGACCUACGAGACGGCCGUCCUGGUGGAUGAGGAGCUGGAUGACGAAAUCCCGGCCAACAAGUUUUACGAGUACUACAAGCCUGACCAUAAGCUGCACAUGGCGGUGUCCAAGGACAUGGCGAAUCACAACGCCAAAGCGAUUUCACGUUCGCCCUGA
This is a messenger RNA of Ostreobium quekettii, 1083 nucleotides long. The record is from the annotation of a GenBank genome assembly. NCBI's taxonomy places the organism in Eukaryota, Viridiplantae, Chlorophyta, Ulvophyceae, Bryopsidales, Ostreobiaceae.